Pogoniulus pusillus (Red-fronted tinkerbird) is the source of this 609-nucleotide messenger RNA. RefSeq names its product olfactory receptor 11L1-like. The record is from RefSeq and is a predicted model, not a curated record. The transcript has 2 exons. Gene Ontology annotation, biological process: G protein-coupled receptor signaling pathway. Gene Ontology annotation, molecular function: odorant binding; olfactory receptor activity. Gene Ontology annotation, cellular component: membrane. NCBI's taxonomy places the organism in Eukaryota, Metazoa, Chordata, Aves, Piciformes, Lybiidae.
AUGUCCUAUGACCGGUACCUAGCGGUGUGCCAGCCCCUGCAGUACCCAUCCCGUAUACAGGGCAAGCUCUGCCUCCAGCUGGGUGCUGCAUCCUGGCUCGGUGGCUUUCUAGCUAAUUCCGUACUGAUAGUCCUGAUCUCAGAUCUGGAUUUCUGUGGGCCUAAUGAAAUUGAGCACUUCUUCUGUGACUCCUUCCCUGUGCUGCAGCUCUCCUGAGGUGACACUCAUCUGGCAGCACUUCUCAUUUCCAUUUUCUCAUGUUUACAGCUCAUGCCCUGCUGCGGGAGAAAUUCUCCCACACCCUUCCUGCUGACCUUCUCAUCCUAUCUCUACAUCAUCAUCAAAGUCAUCAAAAUUCCUUCUGCUUCUAGUAGGAAAAAGGCCUUUUCUACUUGCUCCUCGCAUCUUGCUGUGGUGAUUCUUUAUUACUGGUCAAUAUUAACUGUCUAUGUGCUUCCUCACUGGGACACCCAACUAUCUCCAGACAAAGUCUUCUCUGUUUUUCAUACCAUUCUCACUCCCUUGCUCAAUCCUCUCAUCUACAGUCUGAGAAACAAAGAAGUAAAAGACGUUCUGCACAAACAGACAAUUAAAUUGCUGGGGUUCUGA